AUGACUUUGCGCCUGAUAGUCGUGUUCACAUUGGCAGUCGCUAUUCUGGGUACCGCUCCUGCGGGCCCAUGGGAUGCGUUCAAUCUAGCCCCAGAGUCCAGGACGGUCUAUCCACGUGCCAUAUACGGCUUCAGCGGAACCGCAGGAGAUGUGCAUGGUCUCGUUUCAGGCGGCAGCCUUACUUUGCCAUCGAAUACUUCAUUCAUCACGCUUGAUUUCGGAUACGAGAUUGGCGGGCUUGUCUCGCUGAAUUUUGACGCGGUCUCCUCGACAUCCUCGAUCGCGCUCGCAUUCACCGAGUCGCCAGAGUUCAUUCGGCCAUACGCGUCUGAUGACUCUUCCUACCCGUCUGCGAAUACUACCUACGAUGGUGUUCUUGACAUCACUGGUCCCCUGCCGACUGGGUACUGGACUCAGCCCGCCGAGCGAUUGCGUGGCGGGUAUCGUUACUUGACCAUUUCCUCCACCUCCAAUAGUCCUGUCACAAUCUCUAAUGUCUCGUGCGCUAUCUCAUUCAUGCCCCACGUUGAAAACAUGAGGAACUACAGUGGUUACUUCUAUACAUUAGACCCUGAUUACACGGAUCAGGAUUUCUUGACCAAGGCAGAUAUGACGGGCACCGUUCCGCUGAAUACCGGAAGGCAGGUCCCAUUCGUCUCCUCGCCUGGAUGGCUCAACAAUGCAACGCUGGGCAUUGCGGGACCCAUCAUUGUUGAUGGCGCAAAGCGAGAUAGAGCUGUUUGGCCGGGUGAUAUGGGCAUCGCAGUUCCGACGCAAUUCGUCUCCACCAAUGACCUGAUCCCCACGCGAAACGCGCUAUCGACUAUGUUUGCCGGCCAGAAUCCUGAGACAGGCGCUCUUCCGGAGUCUGGUCCGCCUCUCAGUCAGCAGGGCAGUGACACGUAUCAUGCGUGGACGCUCAUCGGAACUCAUAACUACUUCCUGUAUUCUGGGGAUCUCGCGUGGAUGCAGAAUACUUGGAGAAACUACACCAAAGCCGUGCAAUACCUGGAGAACAAGGUCGACGGCACGGGUCUGCUCAAUGUGACGGGUCUGAGAGAUUGGGGAAGACUUUGGCAAGGAGGGCACAACUCCGAAGCGAACGCCAUCUUCUACAAGGUUCUGAUCAACAGUGCGGAGCUUGCUGUCUAUCUAAACGACUCACUUCUCGCCACGUCUUACGCUACCAAUGCGUCUGCAUUGAAGACUGCAUUCAACGAUGCCUUCUGGUCGACCGAGGAGGGGAUGUAUCGUGACAAUCUCACGUCGCCCUUAUAUCCCCAGGAUGCAAACUCUUUAGCAGUGCUCUUCAACCUCACCGCCUCCGCUGAACAAGCGUCCUCCAUUAGUACAGGUCUUACGAGAUAUUGGGGCGAAUUCGGCUCGAUAGCGCCAGAGCUCCCGGAUACGGUUGCACCAUUCAUCGGUGGAUUCGAACUGCAAGCUCACUUUGCAUCCGGGAACGAUGUACGAGCAAUGGACCUCCUUCAUCGUGAGUGGGGUUACAUGCUAUACACCCCUCUCAGCGUGCAGUCAACUCUACUGGAAGGCUACACGUCAAACGGGUCCCUAUACUAUCGCUCUUACGACGGAUAUAACUACGACCCGUCGUACACUAGCCACUCGCACGGAUGGAGUACCGGACCAACUUCAGCGCUGACAUUUUAUGUUCUCGGUCUCACCGUAACCUCGCCUCAAGGGAGGACAUGGUCGGUUGCACCACACAUAUCUGGAUUGCAGUCUGCCGAAGGAGGCUUUGAAACGCCUCUAGGUUGGUAUGGCGUCGAAUGGACAUUAACUGCAAAAGAUUUUCAUCUCACGCUUGAUACGCCGGCCGGCAGCAGCGGUAUAAUUAUCCUUCCUGUUUCAGGAACAGUCUUUGUCAAUGCUGUUCGUACAAUCACUAUCGUUGGCAUCGUUGCUCCUGAUUCAACUCAUUAA
Postia placenta MAD-698-R-SB12 is the source of this 1941-nucleotide messenger RNA. Its product is annotated as glycoside hydrolase family 78 protein. Lineage: Eukaryota; Fungi; Basidiomycota; Agaricomycetes; Polyporales; Adustoporiaceae. Gene Ontology annotation, biological process: carbohydrate metabolic process. Bases 1 to 1941 code for a protein of 646 amino acids. The transcript has 10 exons. The record is from RefSeq and is a predicted model, not a curated record.